Molecule: messenger RNA, 5492 nt
Organism: Scophthalmus maximus (turbot)
Lineage: Eukaryota; Metazoa; Chordata; Actinopteri; Pleuronectiformes; Scophthalmidae
Gene: midn
Product: midnolin
Exons: 8
Coding region: 222-1943 (573 amino acids)
Cellular component (GO): nucleus
Molecular function (GO): protein binding
Source: RefSeq, a predicted model, not a curated record
GGUGUCUCACCUUCCCGGCUGCGAGCUCAGUGGAGAGCCAGACGCCGGUGCGCCAGCAGCACGCGCAGCAGCACGUCGGAGGAUCUAAAACAGCGACGCUCCUGAUUGGUCAGCACUUUCCUGGGGGGUCCGCUACGUAGCCGCGCACCGAUCGGAGAAUACACACUGCGAGGAGGACACCCGAAGUGUUUGGGAUUUAUCACCGACUGGGUUUACUUCACAUGCCAAAGCUGGGGGAACCGACUGGGACACGACACACCUCGGCGCGAGGCUUCGCGGUUUUCGCCACAAUAAUUGGUUAUCGGAUGGACCAGCAUCCCAGCGCCCGGAGCUGCACCAGCCGCGGGGCUUCGUCCUGCGAGGCCGUCCCGACCGAGCCCUCCAUGAAUCUGUACAUCCACUCCACCACCGGCACACGCUUCGAGCUCUCUCUGCCCCUGGAGGAGACCGUGGAGGGACUGAAGAGAAGGCUCUCGCAAAGACUCAAAGUACCAAAAGAGAGACUCGCUCUGCUCCACAAAGACACGCGACUAAGUUCAGGCAAACUCCAGGAUCUUGGCAUCUCGGAUGGGAGCAAGUUAACACUUGUUCCAACUGUUGAAGCAGGAUUAAUGUCUCAAGCGUCAAGACCAGAACAGUCCGUAAUGCAAGCCUUGGAGAGCUUGACUGAAACUCAGGUCAGUGACUUCCUGUCUGGCCGCUCCCCCCUCACCCUGGCACUGCGUGUAGGGGAUCACAUGAUGUUCGUCCAGCUGCAGUUGGCGGCGCAGCAGUCUGGGGGUCCCCAACUCCAGCACAGACACCUCAUCACCCGGGGCAAUGCGGACACCGCAGUGGGACAGCCGACAGGGCAGCCCCGUGUUCCCCACCCUCACCCGCACUCCCACCACCUCCCUCAUCAUCCACACAGUCACCCCAGCCCCCACUUGUCCCAGCCUCACCCUGUCCCUUCCUCCCCCUCUUCCCCGGGCUCCCCGUCCUUCCCCCUGCCCUCCACACACCACCAGCCGCUCCCUGCCAUGUACCACCAGUCGCCCUCCUCCGCCCUUUGUAGCCCCCCUACUCCCCCUCCUCCAACCCACUCCCCUCGCCCUACGCACAUCCCUGGAGGUCUUUUACGCUCUCCAGCUCAUCACCAUCACCACCAUCACCACUACCACCAGCCUUCCUCAGGCCAACCCAGCCAAGACAUCGGCCAGGCCAGCCCUGUAGCCCCAGUCCUCUGCCCCGAGGCUAACUGCAGCACCAACAGCCCUAACAGUGGCUCCAGUCCCUCUUCACGCUCCCGUAAACCUGGCGCCAUCAUUGAGAGCUUUGUCAACCACGCUCCCGGAGUCUUCUCGGGGACAUUUUCAGGCACUUUGCACCCCAACUGCCAGGACAGCACUGGGCGUCCCAGGCGGGAUAUUGGUACCAUCCUGCAGAUCCUCAAUGACCUACUGAGCGCCACACGCCACUACCAGGGCAUGCCCCCGUCCCUCACCCAGCUCCGGUACCAGACCCAGUGUGUUUCACCCACUUCCUCGUCCCCCUCCCCGCCUCCUUCACCUCCAGUUGCUGCUGUGACGGGCCUCUCUGCCAAAGCUACCUCUGUGCCUGCUGGCAGUCCUAGCAUCCCUCCGCCGACUCUUCAUCCGCUGGUGCAGUGCCAGAGCCAGAUCCGCAUGUGCAAACCCCCUGGUGACCGCGUACGUCAGACCGAGAACCGUGCGACCCGCUGCAAGGUGGAGCGCCUGCAGCUGCUGAUGCAGCAGAAGCGUCUGCGCAGGAAGGCCAGGAGGGACCAGCGCGCUCCUUAUCAUUGGCUGCCCAACCGCAAGGCCGGACGCAGCAACAGCAACAGCAGCAUGUCCAGCGAGGGCUCCCUGGACCUGGACUUUGACGAUUCCGUGUGGAAGCCCGACGUCAAGGCCGAUUUGAAGUCCGAGUUUGUGAUGGCCUGAACCGUCUGAUCCCUCGCGCCGGGGGACAGAUUUUUCGAAGAUGUGCAAAGCAUCGCUUGGGAUUUACUUAAAGAUAUAUUUUGAGGGAUUGGCAGCAGGCGACACAGAAGAUGUCCCGUGCAAAGAGAAAAUCAAAGUUGUCCAUGUGACUGGUGUCUGUCACGUGAAAAAUAAACAGGCUCCCUGCAGACUUCAAUCCUGUUCUGUUGACCUUGUGAAAAACAGCAACAAUAGCAACAGUACUCUCUUGUCGUGCUUGGAUUUGGACAGGCAACAACCGGACUUAACAAUGUGCAAGACUUUGUAGGGUAUGAUCACAGAGACCGUACCUGGACUUGAGCAUAGCAGAAUUCAGUGGGUGGUGGUGGUGGUGGUGGUGGUGGUAUUUUCAGAUGUUUUUAUUUCAAUGAUUUGCUUUUUUGAAAGAGCACUCUGGCAGCAAUGAAGAGAUCCGCACUGGACUUGUUAACUGAACAGGAGCACCAGAGGCCUCAGUGUUACCUAAUCGAAAGAAAGGCAGAACUGCCAAACUAUGGAUUAUUCCGACGGGCAUUCUUAUCGAUCUCAAAACUCACCAACCAGAGUCCAGUUUUUACCUGUUAUGGGGGGGUUUAAACUUUUUUUUUCCAUUUUGAAACAUAUAUUUUAUAAACAAAAAAAUAUGUAGCAUUGUUCACAAAGCAUUCAGGUUUUCAUAUAACAGUUGAGACUAGUUGUUGACUUGCUUGAUUUAUAACAGCUGGUCACCAUGUGCGAGGAGGAGGAGGCGGGGCCUGACAGAAUUAAAAAAAAAAAUGAAUAUGGAAGUAUUGAUAUCAACCUCAGUGACAUAGGGUAUCGAUAGGAAUGAUUAAUGAAUAAAUGAAAUGAAUUAAGAUGAACAGAAAGUGCUUUAGAGGAUUUAAAAAUCUUUAAAAUGUAUAUGGAAAAAAAAAGAAAUCUAUUUUUAUUUCUCUUCCUAUCUGCUGUUUUCAAAAAACAGCAGCCCUCUGUGGCUUUAGUCAAGUCGUUGACUACCAACAAAUAACAUCCAUUCAGACAUCCAUUAGCUCAUUCAUGAAUUAUAGUCGUUGAGACACAGCAAAUGAUAUGGAAAGACAACUUUCAUCCAGCCCGCCUCAUGUCUUGCAGACCUGAAUGGACUUGUUGAGGGUUUGUAGUUUGUGUACAUAAAUGUGAGAAUUGGCAAAAGGCUUACGAGGGUGUGUGUGUCUGUGUGCGUGCGUGCGCAUGCGUGUUUGACGUUUGCCUCUUGUAAAUUGAUUUAGAAUAUCCCAUGUUUUUGUCUCGAGUUGUCUUCUCCAAGUUGACCCCACAUUUUCCCCAAACACACGAAGAUCAGCUGCAGUGAAUGCAUGGGUCACUACUUUAUAUCAUGGCAGGAUAAAUCUUCAAAUUCUUAGUUGUGUCCCAGUUCCAGGCCCAUCGGACGUCUACCUUGACCACAAAUCCUCAUGAUAGUGACUUAUUUUUUUAUUGGCAAACGAGGGAGAAGAGGUGGGAUCGUUAUCUAGUGCCUCCACCAGUACAUCCAUUGACAUAUCAGGUUCGGCCGUUCACAGUUUUGCUGCUACACAUGGCGACUUCAAAUGAAAAAAAGAAAUGAAUAAAUAGAAGCGGGAGAGGGGGACAAAAGUGACUUUUCUUUGCAUGCAGGGGUGUGAAAUUAAACCGAUGUUUUUUUUUUCUAUUGAUGGCAGAAGAAAAAAAAAAGAAACUGGUGCUGUGGGAAUGAAGGUUAACAACAUGCAUGAACUUGUGAAGAAAAUAAUCUGCUGCUUUUGUUGGUUAGGUUUUUUGUAACUUUUAUUUCUCAAUGUUAGAACAACGUGUCCUGCUAAAGUAUUACGACGCAAAACCAAAACAGAUGAAGUUGAAAGUGUGGACUCUUUCGCUCAGCACUGAACAUUCCUGUUGUGUGACAAUGAAGAUGAUGAUGAGCAAAGAGCAUCGGACUCUCUCUCUUUCUCUCUCUCUCUCUCUCUCUCUCUCCCUGGACGCUGACUUUACCCCACGUGACUCUCAAGGACCCAGACAGCCCACAAACUGUUCAGCCACCUCCCCUCCUCCUCCCAGCCUGAACGCCCACCGAGGCUGCUGUGGAUGGGUUUUCACAGGGAACCAAAAGGCCAGCAGACUUACAGUACUGUUCGUCGAACCUACUGGAGAGAAGCAUCUGUCUGGCAUCCGUCUCUUUAUCUGUCUGUCUGUCUGUCUGUCUGAUCGAACGACCACCCUACCACAAUUGCACUCCCAGAGAUUGCAGUGAGAGAUUACCUUUUUCGGUGAACCUCAUCUUUUUUUUAAGUGGCCUUACCUUUCACAUUAAAAAAAUGAGACACUUGGGGACAAUGGGGCGGGAAUGUUUUUUUUUGUUUUUUCCGGGGGGGGGGGUUAAAGUUUCUGUGUGUAUCAUUGUCGGACUUGUUGUCAUCGAGGCGCCAUUUUUGUCACUGAGGACACUGGGCAUCUGUUGUUUAGUGCUUAUAGCUGGUGGAGUCUCUAUUAUGUCAAGGCUUCUGUGCCUUAAAAUUGUUGCCCUUGCAGUGUCAGUGUCAGAUUUAAGCUUGUUUUCAUUGGUUGAUAUACACGCGACUGUAGUGUUUGCAGCCACGAGAGUCCUAGAUUUUAGGGGUAAAGCUUGUUUGAGUGAAUCAAAUACUCUUCAAAAAGUGGUUGUUGUUCCUCAAAUAUUGUCUUUGUCCCUUUUCCCUCAUUGUGUUGCCAUGCUUGUUGGUCUCCGUCGCCCCAACCUCACACCACUCGUCAGUCAGUCCCCCCACCAACAAAGGUGCAAAAAGCUACAAAUCUGUGUAAGUUUACGCCACUGUACUUUGAUGGCAAGAAAACAGCCCAAAUUUGGAAUAAGAAAAAAGUCCUCUGAGGGCUCCAGACUACAUGCACUUGCUGUUUCCUUGGAUACAACAUUGUUAUAGGACAGCUUAUCCCCUGCCCCACCCAAAUUUUAUUUAACUAUUUUUUUUUUGUAUAUGUAGGAACUAUACUCUGUGUGUGCCUCACUUCUGUGUGAAACUCAAAAACAUUAAACAAAACAAAAGAGAUGACCGAAGCAUUACAGAGAGGGUAAAAAACAGUAUGUUGGUGGAAUUCUGAUCACGUCAUUUAUCGCCUGUUAUUUCUUGUAGCCAACUAUUGAAAAUAACAGGAUUCAAGAAUACAAUUUACAAUGUUCUAGCUCUAGACCGGUGUAGCACAUGUGUGACUGUAUUAAUUUAUGAAACCAAAAUGGUAACUGUGAAUUAUGUAUUUCUUUGUGCAUUUCUUUUUUUUAAAAGCGGGGGAGAAGGUUGUCAGGACAUGGCAGCAGCUGAUGUCCGAAAAAAUCUUUUUGUUUUGGUGGAAUAUAAUGGAAACCACAGUAUGUUUCCUGAAAAGAUGAAAAAAUUGAAAAAAAUGAAGAAAAAAAAUGAAAAAAUGAAAAAAUAUAUGAAUAUAUUUUUUUUUCUUAAGCAAUACAUUUCAGUGUGACUUGUGAUAGAACAUUUUUCUUUUUUUAGGUAAUAAAUAAAACAAAACAAAAUGAUUACA